AACUGUCGAAGAAUCAAGUAAAUAAGACCUGGAACCCCAGUUCUGUUGCUGUCUCUGGUGACGUCACGGACCGGCGGUGAGCUCGCAGAGUAGUAGUGAGGGAGACAGAUCGAGGCGUGCGUUAUAGUAAGUACACAGAGCACCGCGCGCCAACCCUGGAGUGCCUACCAUGAACUGUUUUACUGGUUUAUAACUUGUUGGUGCUACUGUAAAGUAAUUUACGGUUUCUUUGUCAUUUUAAGUCACUAACUACAACACGAGAGAAGAAAACAGAAUCACGCUGAUAUAAUAGCGUGCUGUUAUUUAUCACUAUGUCGUCGGCAGCUGCUGUCGCUGCUUCCAGGAGGCAGUCAUGUUAUCUGUGUGACUUGCCCCGCAUGCCGUGGGCUAUGAUCUGGGAUUUUACGGAGCCCGUCUGCAGAGGAUGUGUCAACUACGAAGGGGCGGACCGCAUAGAGGUCGUGAUCGAGACUGCUAGGCAGCUGAAACGAGCCCACGGAUUUCAGGAUGGUCGUUCACCGGGACCGCCUUCAAUGAAGAGCCAGAAGGAGAUGGCGCCCUUAAAUCAUAUGGGGGCAACAGAUGGCGCCUCCAGACCUCCACAGCCUCUUGAUCGAUAUCCUCUAUCAGCUGAGCGACCACCUCGUUUGGGAUCGGAGUUUUCUGCUUCUGGUAGGCAAGCAAAUGGUAUUCCAGGUGUCCCUAACGGCUUCCCCAAACCAGAUGAACCGCCUGAGCUGAACAGACAGAGCCCUAACCCUCGCCGGACCAAUGUUGCGCCCCCUAACUUGGUGCCCCUUCUCAAUGGUGCAGCGCACACCCUUCCUGUUGCUGCUGUAGUGGCAGCUCAUGGUGUUAACAGUCGAACUGGAGCCCCACUCACAACGGUGAGCGAAUUGGGAAGUAAGCGACCGGGCUCAGUGUCCACUACUGACCACGAACCUAAGGACAAACAGCAUCGGGUGGACAGCCUGACCGAAUUAAGCGAGACAGUGAAAAAUCGAAGUGAUGAGUGGAGUGGCAAGCCCAAGACUGUGCGGGACACGCUGCUGGCCCUAAAUAGCAACCACGCAUCUUUUGAUGGGAGAUUCAAGAAGGAACCCAGUUUGCAGCAAGGUCGAGUACUGGGAUACGAACCAAACACAACAGUUUCCAAAACAGGUUCUCGGGGAGUGAGGAAGAGAAAGCCCUCGCCUGAACCAGAAAGUGAGGCAGGACCCGCUAAGCUAAACGGAGAAGGACAGCAGUGGUUGACAGCUUCAGCUGAGGCCCUCAAAAUGACUGCCAUUCCCACACCAGGCUUUGUCACAACACCAGGGCCUGCAGCUUCACCCCAUUCCAACCGCACUACACCACCCGAGCCUUUACCAAACAACCAGCCAACACCUAUGGCAGCUCUCAUUCUCGUGGCAGACAAUGCAGGUGGCAAUCACUCCCCCAAGGAUGUCAACCAAGUUCACUCAACAACUCGGAGGAACAGCAACAGCCCGCAGUCACCCUCAUCUAUGAACCAAAGAAGAAUGGGCCCAAGGGAGGUCCCAUCUCAGUUGGCAGGCGCUGGGACUCCACACACACCCAUGGAGCCUGUGCACCCUCAGAGCAUUCCAGACUCUUCUAUCCCAAACAACAGCCCAUUAUGCUGCACUCUUUGUCAUGAGAGGCUUGAGGACACACACUUUGUACAAUGCCCCUCUGUACCUUCACACAAGUUCUGUUUCCCAUGCUCCAGGGAAAGCAUCAAGCACCAAGGUGGAUCUGGGGAAGUCUAUUGUCCCAGUGGUGAUAAAUGCCCAUUAGUGGGUUCAAAUGUACCUUGGGCAUUCAUGCAGGGUGAAAUUGCAACUAUACUUGCAGGAGAUGUCAAAGUAAAAAAGGAAAGGGACUCUUGACUUGCUUACUGUCUCUUGUACAGUACAAAUAUAUAUAUAUAAAUAUGUAUAUAAACAAGUCUUUGAACACUGUAUAUCUAUAACAUGGAAAGUGUAAAGUUCGUAAACAUGGUUGUAAAAUUCUGAUUUUUUUUGAAUACAUUGUGUUUCUAUAUUUUUUGAAGACAAAGGUAUGUACUUAUAAUGGACUUCAUUCUCUCUUUUUGAUGUUAACUGCAAAUCUUUGUUGUAUUUUUUAGAUCUGGUGACAACUGUUAAACUUAGGCUGUGACCUAAUGCUGCUUUGAGAGCACUUGGCAAAAAUGAUAAAAAAAAAAUUGCUUCUAGCUGUACCUGUAUGCACUUGUUUAAAUUGCCAAAUACAGUUCCUGACAUUGUUAUAAUA
Messenger RNA from Protopterus annectens (West African lungfish), 2274 nucleotides. It is a transcript of the gene IRF2BP2, whose product is annotated as interferon regulatory factor 2 binding protein 2. Lineage: Eukaryota; Metazoa; Chordata; Ceratodontiformes; Protopteridae. The transcript has 2 exons. The record is from RefSeq and is a predicted model, not a curated record. Gene Ontology annotation, molecular function: transcription corepressor activity. Gene Ontology annotation, cellular component: nucleus. The coding region runs from base 312 to 1889 and encodes 525 amino acids. Gene Ontology annotation, biological process: regulation of transcription by RNA polymerase II.